Molecule: messenger RNA, 2950 nt
Organism: Podarcis muralis (Common wall lizard)
Lineage: Eukaryota; Metazoa; Chordata; Lepidosauria; Squamata; Lacertidae
Gene: NELFCD
Product: negative elongation factor complex member C/D
Biological process (GO): negative regulation of transcription elongation by RNA polymerase II
Cellular component (GO): nucleus; NELF complex
Molecular function (GO): RNA binding
Source: RefSeq, a predicted model, not a curated record
GCGGCCUCGGCGCCUGAGGUCCCUUCGAGGGAGGAGAGGGGGAGGCGGACGUGGCCUGCGGUCGAGCGGAGCCCAUGGAGGAGCCCGACUACCUGGGAGGCAGCGCGGCCGCCGAGUGGGGGGACGACGGCGGCGGCGACGGAGGGGCGCAAGAUGAUGAAUAUGGUGAAGAAGAUGACGCUGGUGUCCAGCAGGAAUGUUUGCAGAAAUUUUCCACCCGAGAUUACAUCAUGGAGCCCUCCAUAUUUAAUACUUUGAAAAGGUAUUUCCAAGCAGGUGGCUCUCCAGAGAAUGUGAUCCAGCUCUUAUCAGAUAACUAUACUGCUGUAGCUCAGACAGUAAACCUUUUGGCUGAGUGGCUCAUUCAAACAGGUGUUGAGCCCAUUCAAGUCCAGGAGACAGUGGAAAACCACCUGAAAAGCUUGCUGAUUAAGCACUUUGAUCCUCGGAAAGCAGAUUCAAUUUUCACAGAGGAAGGAGAGACGCCAGCAUGGCUUGAGCAAAUGAUAGCGCACACUACAUGGCGGGAUCUGUUCUACAAACUGGCCGAAGCUCAUCCAGACUGUCUCAUGCUGAACUUUACUGUGAAGCUUAUCUCUGACGCCGGGUACCAAGGGGAGAUAACCAGCGUAUCAACAGCAUGCCAGCAGUUGGAAGUUUUUUCUCGAGUACUGCGUACUUCUCUGGCUACUAUCCUAGAUGGUGGGGAAGAAAACCUGGAGAAGAAUUUACCUGAGUUUGCUAAAAUGGUGUGCCAUGGUGAACACACGUAUCUCUUUGCCCAAGCGAUAAUGUCCAUAUUAUCUCAAGAAGAGCAAGGUGGCUCUGCUGUACGCAGGAUUGCUCAAGAGGUUCAGCGGUUUGCUCACGAGAAAGGCCACGAUGCUAGUCAGAUCACUUUAGCUCUGGGAACGGCUGCUUCGUACCCUCGAGCCUGCCAAGCGCUUGGUGCCAUGUUAUCGAAAGGAGCGUUGAACCCAGCAGACAUCACAGUCUUGCACAAAAUGUUUUCGAGCAUGGAUCCUCCUCCGGUAGAGCUGAUCAGAGUUCCCGCUUUCCUGGAUCUCUUCAUGCUUUCGCUGUUUAAGCCAGGUGCCAAGAUCAAUCAGGACCAUAAACACAAAUAUAUUCAUAUUUUGGCAUAUGCAGCUAGUGUUGUGGAAACAUGGAAAAAGAACAAAAGAGUGAGCAUAAAUAAAGAUGAACUCAAGUCCACCACAAAAGCGAUUGAGACUGUUCACAAUCUUUGCUGCAAUGAAAAUAAAGGCGCCUCUGAACUUGUAGCAGAACUGAGUACCCUUUACCAGUGCAUCAGGUUUCCAGUAGUAGCAAUGGGGGUUCUGAAAUGGGUUGACUGGACAGUGUCAGAGCCCCGCUAUUUCCAGCUUCAGACUGAUCAUACUCCAGUGCACUUGGCGCUGUUGGAUGAGAUCAGUACAUGCCAUCAACUCCUUCAUCCUCUGGUCCUGCAGCUUCUGGUCAAACUCUUUGAGACGGAGCACUCUCAGCUCGAUGUCAUGGAACAGCUGGAACUUAAAAAAACCCUUCUGGACAGGAUGGUUCACUUGCUCAGUCGAGGCUAUGUCCUUCCGGUGGUUGGCUACAUACGGAAGUGUCUUGAGAAGCUGGACACGGACAUUUCCCUGAUCAGAUACUUUGUGACAGAGGUGCUGGAUGUCAUUGCUCCUCCGUAUACCUCUGACUUUGUGCAGCUUUUUCUUCCGAUCUUGGAGAACGACAGCAUUGCAGGAACGAUUAAGACUGAAGGCGAGCAUGACCCCGUCACAGAGUUCAUAGCUCACUGUAAAUCGAACUUCAUCAUGGUCAACUGAACCAGCAGAGACACCCAGUUACAGUUGCUGUGGAUGAACUGCAGAGCGACCUAAUGCAAAUUGCAUCAAAGAACUGGGAGAAAGAGCAGUUUGUUGGUUGCUGUUUUAGGUGGACCAGGAGUUUCACACUGCUGGGCUUCCAAAAUGUUGAAACUAGGACAGAGUUUAGCUGAAAUUAAUUGGUUUCCCAGCCCCCAAACCUUGGAGCAUCAGGAGCAUUUGCUUGCGACUCCAAGUAUAGGACUUGUGCUGUUUGUGUAGCAGAAUUGAAUGUAUGUCAGGGGAAAGCUAGCACUAGGUGCUCCUAGCCUUAGUUCCCUGGGGGGGAAUGCAUUCUUCCAGUGUGUGGUUGACGUCUUGCAGCAUAUAGGGCUAAAUCUUGUGUUAAUAAUUUCCAUCAGGGAAUGAUUCCUUCCCACACUCUUAUGCAUAAGCGAUAGUUGUGCCUAGAAGGGUAGUGUGUGAAUACCUCACAUACAGUUUGAUCCUUGACAAUCAGAUAAAAGAGGGAUGGGGAACCUGCUGACUGCCAGAGGAUGCUGGACUAAAAAUCUCAUCAUCUGUUACCAUUGGCCUUGCUGGCUGGGGCUGAUGAGAGUUAGAGUCCAGAUCUGAAGGGCCACAGGCUCCCCACCCCUGCUGUAAACAUCUGCAUGGGAUGAUUGACUAAAUUACUUGUCUCCCCCAAGUUAUAAAUAUCUUCGUGUGCGUCUCACACUGAAAGUCAUGGUAGUGUUCAGCCACUUAAUGGCAGUCACUUAUGAAUAAACCAUUAGCUGUUAGUUGACAGUUAGCUGCAGUAUUGCUGGUUCCUACUGCAUUCCAGAAACCACUUAUGAAGCCCUUUCUUCAUAUAUAAAUGAUACACAAUCUUGGCAGAACUUACUUGUGUGUCACAGUGUUUACAUACUACCGCCAGACCCUGGUGAAGAAUCACUGGCCUUAUUGGAGGGGAAAUCUCAACCUUAACCGCUAAGUUUCGUUACUGUGUAAAAAUAGGUCUUGUUAAAGUUAUCUGAGUGCAUCAAAACAGCACUAUUUUUUCUUGUACCUGUAAGAGGGAAAACGACACAAAGUAGGUUAAGUUAUAUUUUUUAUUAAAUUCAUUUUUUAUUAAA